Spirometra erinaceieuropaei is the source of this 918-nucleotide messenger RNA. The record is from the annotation of a GenBank genome assembly. Lineage: Eukaryota; Metazoa; Platyhelminthes; Cestoda; Diphyllobothriidea; Diphyllobothriidae.
AUGUGGCGUCAAGGCGAAUUCCCGCGAGAUUUCAAAGACGCAACAAUCGUGCAUCUAUAUAAGCGAAAAGGGAACCGCCAACUCUGCGACAAUUGUCGCGGCAUCUCCUCGCUGAACAUCGCCGGAAAGAUCUUCGCUCGCAUCCUCCUCAACCGUCUAGAAGAGGGUCUCCUACCGGAAAGCCAACGCGGCUUCCGUCGUCAUCGUGGGACCACGGAUAUGAUCUUCGCCGCUCGUCAGCUACAGGAAAAAUGCCAGGAUAUGCGGCCCCACCUGUACUCUACCUCCGUGGACUCGAAGAAAGCUUUCGACACGGUGAAUCGUGAAGGUGUCUUGAAGAUCAUGCAGAAAUUCAGCUGUCUUGAGCGAUUCAUGCAGGUGGUGCGUCAGCUGCACGACGGCAUGAUGGCGCGAGUCACGGACAACGGAGCUGUCUCAGAGGCAUUCGCAGUGACCAACGGAGUGAAGCAGGGAUGCGUCCUGGCGUCUACCCUCUUCAGUCUAAUGUUAUCUACCAGGCUGAUGGACGCCUACCGUGACAAGCACCCCGGGAUCCGCAUCGCCUACAGUAUGGAUAGUCACCUCCUCAAACAACGACGGAUGAACUUCCAGUCGCGCCUAUCCAAAACCACUGUAUACGGGCUUCUCUUCGCCGACGACUGCGCCCGCAACACCAACUCGGAAGCGGACAUGAAAAGGAGCAUAUAUCUCUCCUCCGCCGCCUGCGGUCUGGUGAUCAACACGGAGAAGACGGUGGUUAUGCAUCAACCGACACCCAACACAGCCCCUCUCCACAAUGCGCUGAAGAUCAGCGUGAACGGAACAAAACUGCAAGUGUUGGACAACUUCCCAUACUUAAGCAGUACCCUCUCCCGCAACACCAAAAUCGACGACGAAAUCGCCCGCCGGAUAUCGUAG